Suillus subalutaceus is the source of this 1134-nucleotide messenger RNA. RefSeq lists its product as uncharacterized. The record is from RefSeq and is a predicted model, not a curated record. NCBI's taxonomy places the organism in Eukaryota, Fungi, Basidiomycota, Agaricomycetes, Boletales, Suillaceae. The transcript is spliced from 4 exons. Bases 1 to 1134 code for a protein of 377 amino acids.
AUGAUCACAUUGAAAUGUGCCGCUGAUCGUCUUUCAGGUAUCUCUGGCCUAACAUUAGAAGUCACAUUUGUGUUUGCCUCAUUGGCAACAGGCCUCAAGGACGAUAUCAUUCUCAAGCAGCCGGCUACAUACAACAUACGUGAGCCACCCUUGUUUCUUCCUCCUAGCAUUGUCGCUUUUCUGAGCAUUGCCUGCAAAUUGUCACCAGCAUCUGUGAAGGUGUGCUGGAGGGUCCUGAAGAGUAGUAUCUGGGCCGGCAAUUUUACCGCUGAACGAAUCACUUUGAUAGCACAACGCACAUUCUAUCCACCGUUCAAGAUGUGUCCCAAUUCUACCUGUGAUCGCACACGAAAAGGCUUGCUGCUCAGCAAGGCCGAACAGCGCAAAGCAGUCUACUUUGGCCACUCCGGUACAGUCCCUGCCUACAGUGUUCAACUGUAUUGUGAAUCCUGCAAGACAACUUAUCACACGAACUAUAAGGUCGUUGGUGACCGACACAUUUACUAUGAUUACAUCACUGCACUGCCAGACAUCGUGCAGAUUGCGGAUCACUACUUCGUUGACUAUCAAAUAGCGAGGUUAUGGAAGGCCAUGAUGCACGCUUCCUGCACAUCAGCAACCAACUGCGCAUACAUAUAUAACAUUGCACUUGCAAAUGCAGAGUCCACACAGUUCCCGGGCACAAAAUGGUUCGCCAAGGAUGUAACAAUGGACCAUGUUUGGAACGCCUUCAUCAUUUGCACACUCCUUGAAGAUUGCCGUGAACACCAUUGUGUCCUCAAUGUCGGUCAGACCAUCAACCAGAACGAGCGCUUUGUUGAGGCAAUGUCAGACAGGAACCGACGCAUGCGGAUCUAUAACCAACCACUUGCUCGUUGGCACUUUUGUGUUAAGUGUACCCGGAUUUACAAUCAUGGUGAUACUGGUAUAUAUACAUCCUGUGGUGUUGUUCUGCGCUCACGUUUUUACAGCCAACAAACUGGUUUCUGUCGUUGUGGUGGAUGGCGUUGUUGUGAGCCUGACCCACAGCCCUGUGAGAACCAGGAGUCAGCGACCAAAUGCAAAAUGACAUGCACAACUCACCAGGCACCCAAAUUGACACCAUGCAAAUUCAAGAUGAUGGGGGAUUCUUAA